AUGUUUCUCCGGCGAAUUGCGCGGCCGUUGAUGAUGAUGGCCAAAGUGAAGGAGACUACAGGGAUCGUAGGCCUUGACGUUGUACCGAACGCGCGUGAAGUUCUGAUCGGACUGUACACCAAAACCCUAGAACAGAUCAAGGCGGUGCCUGAGGACGAAGGCUACCGCAAGGCCGUUGAGAGUUUCACGCGCCACCGGUUGAAGGUCUGUCAGGAGGAGGAGGAUUGGGAGGCGAUCGAGAAAAGGCUGGGAUGUGGACAGGUCGAAGAGUUGAUUGAGGAAGCUGAAGACGAGCUCAAGCUCAUUGGUCAUAUGAACGAAUGGAAGCCAUGGGGCAUUCCCGAUGAUUAUGAAUGUGAGGUUAUUGAGAACAAUGCCCCUGUCCCAAAGCAUGUCCCCCUGCAUCGACCUGGUCCACUUCCUGAGGAGUUCUACAAGACGCUUGAGGCUGUUGACACUGGCACUUUGAAUGCUGCAAUUUCAAGCUCAGAAAAGAAAAACCCCGAGAACUCUGGGGAAGUGCAAGCACAGUAG
This is a messenger RNA of Striga hermonthica, 534 nucleotides long. NCBI's taxonomy places the organism in Eukaryota, Viridiplantae, Streptophyta, Magnoliopsida, Lamiales, Orobanchaceae. The record is from the annotation of a GenBank genome assembly.